Molecule: messenger RNA, 1479 nt
Organism: Saxophila tyrrhenica
Lineage: Eukaryota; Fungi; Ascomycota; Dothideomycetes; Mycosphaerellales; Extremaceae
Exons: 1
Coding region: 1-1479 (492 amino acids)
Biological process (GO): polysaccharide biosynthetic process
Cellular component (GO): membrane
Molecular function (GO): acyltransferase activity, transferring groups other than amino-acyl groups
Source: RefSeq, a predicted model, not a curated record
AUGUCUGCCUCCCCUCGUGAGGCUGCAGUGGAAGAGAAAGAACUGCUGCACCUAGAAUCCCUCCUGGAUCACCCAAAGGAGCAUCCAAACCAUCUCCUGGGCUGGCUACAGACGACAUGCUCAGAUGCAUUUACGCCAUCGAUGUUGACAACGGCCCAGAAUGACACGAAGACGAAACUGAAGCCCACAGCCUAUCUGGAUGGUCUCCGCGGCUUUGCAGCCUUGCUCGUCUACUCGCUGCAUCACGAACUCUGGGCUCACGAGACAGACUGGGCUCUGGAAGACGCAUUCGGCUGGGACGGCAACUACAAGUUCAUCUGCUUCCCCGGCAUCCGCGUCUUCUUCUCCGGUGGCCAUACCGCAGUGGCAAUCUUCUUUGUGAUAUCCGGUUAUGUGCUGUCGCUCACGCCACUGCGCCUCAUACAGGCUGGAGAGACUGGCAGGCUCGCAGACAGUCUUGGUUCUGCACUCUUCAGGCGCUGGAUACGACUUUUCCUGCCUGUUGCAGCGACUACGCUCAUAUUCUUGACAUCCUGGCAUAUAUUCGGCAUAAGAUCCAGUAACCCCAUUGCUGACCCGCCAGAGCGGACUUAUGGCGAUGAGCUUUGGAAGUGGUAUUACGACUUCAAGAACUACAGCUUCAUAUUCAACAGCGAGAUGACGAACAAGUACAACGACCAUACCUGGUCUCUGCCGACAGAAAUGAGAGGUUCAAUCGUCGUCUGGACUUCAGCGCUUGCUUUCAUCCGUUGCAAGACCAACAUGAGGCUCUGCUUGGAAGCAGGUCUUGCGUUCUACUUCCUCUACGUUGUGGAUGGCUGGUACUGUGCACUCUUUAUGGUAGGAAUGCUACUGUGCGAUCUUGAUCUGCUGGCGGAGAAAGGACAGUUGCCCGACUUCUUCCACCGACUGAAGCCCCUGCAGGGCUGGAUCUACUACGCACUGUUCUUCGCCAGCCUGUACCUAGGCGGCGUGCCAUCCAUCACGAACGAUCUCAAUCAUUUGCGGAAGGAGCCUGGCUGGUACUUUCUGUCAUUCUUGAAGCCACAAGCAGUGUACGACUUUCGAUGGUUUUACCGCUUUUGGGCUGCGACCUUCGCGAUGAUCGCCAUCCCUCGCAUCUCCUGGCUCAAGAAGUUCUUCGAGACGUCGUUCUGUCAGUACCUCGGCCGCGUCUCAUUCGCACUGUACCUUGUCCACGGACCGGUGCUGUGGACAGUCGGCGACCGCGUGUACGCUGCUGUUGGCCGACUACGAGUCAACCAGCCCGCAGUCGUUGGUGCAUGGAUGAACAUCUUUCCAUUUCCGAGCUGGGGCAUCUUCGGUCUGGAGGUCAACUAUCUGAUCCCACAUUUGAUCUUGCUGCCGCUGACAUUGUGGUGCGCGGAAAUUGUAACGAAGCUCAUCGACGAACCAACAGUCAACUUCGCGAGAUGGCUGCUCAACUCUAGUGCCGUUCCGAAACGCGGCGCAUCAUGA